Agrilus planipennis (emerald ash borer) is the source of this 870-nucleotide messenger RNA. Its product is annotated as ubiquitin-like-conjugating enzyme ATG10. Gene Ontology annotation, cellular component: intracellular anatomical structure. The transcript has 4 exons. Gene Ontology annotation, molecular function: Atg12 transferase activity. The record is from RefSeq and is a predicted model, not a curated record. The coding region runs from base 88 to 597 and encodes 169 amino acids. Gene Ontology annotation, biological process: protein lipidation; protein modification by small protein conjugation; macroautophagy. Lineage: Eukaryota; Metazoa; Arthropoda; Insecta; Coleoptera; Buprestidae.
AUUACAUAAUAAGUAAAUUAAUUAAAAAGUGAAUUUAAACAUUUACAUAAAUAAUAAUUCAUUUCAAAUUAAUAUACUGAAAGCCUUAUGUCUACCAUCGAUAAAUUGUUUAAUUAUGAUGAAUUUAAAAAACAACUUGAAGAAAUGAAAAAUCUUUCCGAUAAAUUACUGGAUGGCUGGAUAGUCUGCCCAGAAAAGGAUUUAGAAACGGGAAUUUUUGCAAAAAAAAAAAUGCGGAAAAUAUGGAAACAAAAUAACGGAAAUGAAGAAACUGUAACUUUCGAAUAUCACAUUUCAUUUAAUACAAGCUACUCUGUUCCGGUUAUUUGUUUUAUCACUUAUAAAAACGAUGGGUCUCAAUUAUCUCUGGAGCAGUCCUGGAAAAUAUUGAAUUUACAGGCUCCCUACACCAUGUUAACUCAACUGGACCAUCCUGUCCUUCAAAUACCCUUUUUAACAGUUCAUCCUUGUAAAACAGCGCAAUUUAUCGAUGAAUCGUUUAAAGACAGCAAAAAUAUACUCAUUUCCUGGCUUAGUGCCAUAGGACCGUUUGUGGGACUUACGCUCCAUCCAGAAUAUUUUAAAUUAACUCACUAACAUUACAAUUAUUAUGAAAAUAUACGAAAAAUUUAAAACACGUUGAUGCAAAUUUUUCUGAAUACGACCCUGACUGUGGCUCAUUUAAAACUAUAAUACAAAACCGGAUUUCUGUACUCCGUAUAACCCGUAUGCUAUAUAGUUUGAGAUUGAAGAGUUUUAUUGGUUUUAUAUUUCUAUUGAGGGAAUGCUAUAGGAUUUCUCAUUUCCCUCAAUAAUUUAAAAAAUUACAAUAGUUAUUUUGUUACUUUUUAAUUGUAGCUAACCUAAAAA